AUGACAAAAAUAGCUGAUAACCUCGAGAUAUUCAGCCUUAUUUGGCUUGAUGCAUCAGUGAAUACAUCAAAAGAAAACGUACACGCUCAAUCAGAUCUUCGUGGAAUCAUUAAUUAUCUCAAAACAUUCGACAAUAUUCAAAAAUGCGAAAAAUACAUUCGAAAAUCCCUCGAAUCUGAUCGUAUUGUGCUCAUCGUCAGUGGUGGUUUAGGAAAAGAAAUAGUACCUCAAAUUUAUAAACUUAAACAAGUUUGCUCCAUCUACGUCUACUGCAUGAAUAAGAAGAAGUAUAAGAAAUGGGCGAGUGAAUAUUCAAAAAUCAAAUUAGUAACUACAGACCUCGACGAACUCAUUCAUCGAAUCGAGAAAGAUCAUGCGAAGAAGAAGAAAAUUGAAGAACAAUUUGCGAUCACCUUCUUGGAAGAUAAUGCACCAACAGAUCGAUCGUCAGUUGGUCUCAAUGGACAAUAUCUUCAGUUUCAAUUACUAAUGGAUUCACUUCUUCGCAUAGAAGGCACUGAAGACGACAAAAAAGAGCUGAUUGCUCUUUGUAAAAAAAAGUACAAAGACAACCGAAAAGAACUAACUAAUGUUCGUGAAUUUCAGAAUACCUAUAAGGCCGAUCAAGCCCUAUUCUGGUAUACGAGAGAAUCGUUUCUCUAUCGGAUGUUAAACAAGGCUUUACGUGUGCAAGACACUCGUUUACUUUAUCUUCUGCGAUUUUUUAUCUUUGACCUUUGGAAAGCGAUCGAAAAACAUCGAUGUUCAACACCCAUUUGUACGUAUCGAUCGCAAUCGAUAUCCAAUGAUGAAUUCCGUGGAUUGUCAAAUUCAAUCGGAAAAUUGAUUUCAAUGAGCUCAUUUGUUUCAACCAGUCUUGAUGAAACUAAAGCCCUAGACUUUAUGGAUGCUUCCGAUGACCUCCUACAGGUUUUCUUUGAAAUCGAGGCUGAUCCUCGACUCAGCGGCGUUAAACCAUUUGCCAAUGUAAGUGAACAAAGUGCUCAUCCUGGCGAAAGAGAAGUACUCAUGACAGUCGGAUCUAUAUAUCGUGUUCUUGAUAUUACUCGUGGUGAGAAAAAAGUUUGGAGGAUUAGAAUGCGAUUGUGCAGUGAUAAUGAGAGCAACUUACGAAGUACUUUAGAGCACUUAAAAAAAGAGCAUCAAGGCGAAGGUCUCGAACUAAGACGCCUCUUGUUCGCCACGCGUUUGAUGAAGAUGAAUAAACUGGAUGAAGCCAAAAAUCACCUACUGAUUCUACAUAAAACUUUACCUCCUGAUCAUAAAGAUACUGCUCUUUUGUAUUCCAAGCUUGGAGAACUCGCAUUCGAAAAGGGAGAAUUUCAAGUAAGUCUUGAAUGGCAUCAAAAGGCAUUGGAACGAAAAAAUAAAACGCUCAAACCAAAUGACCCUGAUAUUGCUGAUAGCUACAACCACAUCGGCAAUGUUCAUGCAAGACAAGACAAUAAUCAAGAAGCACAUAAAGCCUAUGUCAAAGCUUUAGAUAUCUGGAAGCAAAAUUUCGGCGAAGAGCACCAGGCGAUAGCUGUUGGUCUCAGUAAUAUAGGGACUGUUUUCAACAAAGAGAAAAAAUACGCCGAAGCACUUCAAUGGCAUAAUAAAGCUCUAAUUAUUCGUAAAAAAACCAUUCCUCCUGAUCAUCCAGAUAUGGCUGUAUCCUACAAUAACCUUGGUCUUGUCUACAGAGAUACUGGACGUUUACCAGAAGCGCUUACACACUUCCAGCAAUCACUUGUGAUUAAAGAAAAGUGUUUUCCUUUCCAACAUCCAUCUAUUGCGUCCGCAUGGGAAAAUAUAGCAUACGUUUAUGAACAGACUCGUGACUUCAAAAAAGCAAUAAUGUAUUAUAGAAAAGCGGCUGAUUGCUAUUACGUUAAUUAUGGACGCUAUCAUCAAAAAUAUGUUAACGUGGAAAAAAGUAUUCGACGUGUGGAGACUAAAAUGAAAUAA
Rotaria socialis is the source of this 1971-nucleotide messenger RNA. Lineage: Eukaryota; Metazoa; Rotifera; Eurotatoria; Philodinida; Philodinidae. The record is from the annotation of a GenBank genome assembly.